Messenger RNA from Penicillium pulvis, 1614 nucleotides. RefSeq names its product putative MFS sugar transporter protein. The transcript is spliced from 2 exons. NCBI's taxonomy places the organism in Eukaryota, Fungi, Ascomycota, Eurotiomycetes, Eurotiales, Aspergillaceae. The record is from RefSeq and is a predicted model, not a curated record. Gene Ontology annotation, cellular component: membrane. Gene Ontology annotation, molecular function: carbohydrate:proton symporter activity. Bases 1 to 1614 code for a protein of 537 amino acids. Gene Ontology annotation, biological process: transmembrane transport; carbohydrate transport.
AUGGCGAAAGUUACGCCGCAAGCAGAGAAGGUGUCGAAGAUUGACAGCGAGGAGUAUGUUGAGGAGGUUGCUCUGGCAAGAUUGACAGAAGAAGACUUGUGGACGAUCUCGCAGGAGUCACUGAGCCUUUGGUCAUGGACUGGUUUUCGCUUGUUCCUUAUCAUGCUCGUUCAAGGCUUUAAUCAGGCUGGCUUUGGAGUGGACUGGGGUGUGAUUGGUGGCAUUGACGCAUUGCAGGCAUGGCAUGACUACUUUGGUUUCGGUACCGCGGGAAGUACCUACGGAUUAAUCAAUGCAUUGAUGAGCAUUGGAACAGUCUGCGGUGCUCCAUUCAUGGCCUUUGCCGACGUGAUCGGUCGUCGGGGCAUCAACUUCGCUGGAAAUGCGAUUGUGAUCCUUGCUGCUAUCUUGCAGGGCUGUGCCACCAAUCUAAGCAUGUUCAUGGCGGGCCGGUUCUUCAUGGGCUUCGGUACUGCUUUGAUGUCAAGCUCUCAGUAUAUUGGUGAGAUUUCUCCGGUUCACCUCCGUGGCCGCAUGGUUGGUUUCUUCGGUGCCUGCUUCCAGGUAGGCAGUUUGGUCAUGCUCGGUGCUAUGAUCGGGCUUGACAACCUGCCUGGAAACAAUGCCUGGCGUAUUCCUCUAAUCCUCGAAGCUGUGUUCCCGGCCCUCGUAUGCCUGACUAUCUUCUUCUUGACCCCGGAGUCGCCUCGAUGGUAUGUCAUGAGGGGCCAGCGCGAGAAGGCCAAGAAAGUGAUAGCCAAGUACCACACCACCAGUGGUGACAUCAAUGAGCCAAUUGUUGAGAUUGUGGUCACCCAGAUGGAAGAGUCUUUGGAAAACGAUCGAGCUGGCUUUUCUGAGUUCUGGGAUUAUCGAGUCUUUUUCACCAAGACUGUUCGCUACCGGCUUUUGGUUCUGACACUCUACUCGAUCUUCCAGCAGUGGAAUGGUGGCGGUAUCAUCACAUACUAUAUGACACCGGCACUGGAGACCAUUGGAGUCAACACCACAAAGCAACAGCUGGGAAUCACAAUCGGGAGCACAGCGACUUAUUUUGUCUUUACCGCGGUUGGAGCACUGUUGGUUGAUAAAUUCCGCCGACGAACCCUUAUUUUCUCUGGCUUGAUCGCGAUGAUCAUUUUCCAGACUGCGGUGACCAUCACAUCCUGGCAGUACAGCCUCACCUCUAGUCAUGCCGCUGCCGCACUGACCAUUCUCUGGAUUUUCCUGUACCAAACAUUCUCUGCGUCUCUCAUCGCUACGAUGCACAAUCUUUACCCUGUGGAGGUGCUCUCUCUGGCACUCCGUGCGAAGGGCAUGGGUCUGUACAGUCUGAUCCAAGGUGGCGCAAGCGCUGUUCAAAGCUAUGGCAUUAGCGUGGGGAUCGCCAAAGUUGGUUACAAGAUUUGGGUGGUGUAUAUCGCAUAUAACUCUGUCCAGCUGGUUCUGUCAUACUUCUUCUUCCCUGAAACCAGUGGACUGACCUUAGAAGAGAUUGAUACGAUAUUUGAGACCCCUGGAGUGGCACCUGUGAAGAUGUCCCUGGAUAUGGAAAAAGCAAAGAAAGAAAGGGCUUUGGCCAGACGGGAUGAGGAAGGCAGAUCUGGACUGUGA